CGUAAACUUGUUUGCCAUUAACUUUAAAAUAAAAUCUUCUCGUAUAUCUACCUAGAUAUUUGAUACAAAUUAUCGUUCAAAAUGGUAUUUAAAUUCUCCCUUUUCUGCACGGUGUUGCUCUUAGUUGUUUAUUCUAGUGCAUACGAUUAUACCAAUUGUCCUGCAAAUACCAAUAGGCAAAAAAUUCUUACUUACAACUCUGUACUGCCAUCAGGAUAUAACGUUAGGGCUCGUAUACCAGCAACUGGAUAUUACAGCAGACCUAUCACCUGCUUAUUGCUAAUAGAUCAAAAAGGAAGUACCAGCACACCCAAAAUAUUGGAAGGUGGAUAUCUUGACACCUAUGCUGUAGUUAAUAUUACUUCCAAUACAGCAGAUCCAGUUACUUACUACGCCCUAAUAUUUAUUGAUUAAACUAUGUUAUUAUAUAAAUAUGUUAUUUGUAAUAAUAAUAUUUUUGUGACAUUCAAAUAAAAAAUAAGUUAAGUAGU
Messenger RNA from Diabrotica balteata, 491 nucleotides. The record is from the annotation of a GenBank genome assembly. Lineage: Eukaryota; Metazoa; Arthropoda; Insecta; Coleoptera; Chrysomelidae.